Doryrhamphus excisus (bluestripe pipefish) is the source of this 2757-nucleotide messenger RNA. RefSeq names its product brain specific kinase 146 (gene bsk146). Gene Ontology annotation, molecular function: ATP binding; protein serine/threonine kinase activity. NCBI's taxonomy places the organism in Eukaryota, Metazoa, Chordata, Actinopteri, Syngnathiformes, Syngnathidae. Gene Ontology annotation, biological process: protein phosphorylation. The record is from RefSeq and is a predicted model, not a curated record.
CUCCUCCUCCCCUCCAGGAGUACAGAGGAUGCGGAGACAAAAGGAUAGGAGGCGUUGAGGAGGCUUUUCGGAUGCUUCUUUUGCCACACAAAACCGUCCUGUUCUCUUCUCGGUGGACGUCGACAGCGACUCGCCCCCUUUUUUUUUUUUCCUCUCCCCGUCUGACCUCCUUCUAGAAUGCGUCCGAACCACCGUCGUAUUUGUUUGUUUGUCUGUGCUCGGAUGCACAGGGCGGGCGCCACAUCCUCAUCAUGAAGCUCCAAUACGAUGUGAUGUUCCGUUAGCCGCUGCUUGUCCCGCCUCGGCAUCUGCCCCUGAGUUUGUUCUCCUGCUCCGUCCUCCUCCGACACAGUCAUGAGUUCAUCUCCGCUGACGUCGCAAGCUCACAUGGACAUCCUGGAUGAGCUACAGCUAAUCACAGCCCAGAACCUGGAAAAGGUGGAGAUCAAUAAGUAUUAUGAAGUGAUUAGGGAACUAGGCAAGGGCACCUAUGGCAAGGUGGACCUCGUCAUCCAUAAGAUCAGAGGUACAAAAAUGGCACUGAAGUUCUUGAAGAAGAAGACGACCAAGCUGAAGUCGUUCGUGCGGGAGUACAGCAUCUCGCUCUACCUGACUCCCUGCCCUUUCAUCAUCAACAUGUUUGGCAUUGCCUUCGAGACGGACGAAUACUACGUGUUCGCGCAGGAAUACGCACUAGCAGGGGAUCUCUUUGACAUCAUUCCUCCACAGGUUGGUCUUCCUGAGACGGUGGCUAAGCGCUGCGUGCACCAAGUCGCCAUCGCUCUGGACUACCUGCAUUGUAAGAAGCUGGUCCACAGGGACAUCAAGCCGGAAAACAUACUCAUUUUUGACCGGGAGUGCCGCAAGGUGAAGUUGUCGGACUUUGGGAUGACCCGUCGUGCUGGCUCACCUGUGAAACGAGUCAGCGGCACCAUCCCAUACACGGCCCCCGAGCUGUGCGACGUGUCCCGCCACGAGGGUUUCUGCGUGGACUACAGCACGGACGUGUGGGCCUUUGGCGUGCUCCUUUUCUGCAUGCUGACGGGGAACUUCCCGUGGGAGAAGGCGCUGUCCACCGACUCCUUCUACCAGGAGUUCAUCCGCUGGCAGAGGAGAAGAACGAACACGGUGCCUUCCCAGUGGAGACGCUUCACCGAACAGGCACUUCGCAUGUUCCGCCGCCUGCUCUCGGUGGAGCAGGACCGCCGCUGCUCCGUCAAAGAGGUGUUCGGAUACUUCAGCCACUCGUGGAUGCUGGAUGGGGAGAACAACAACAAUAACAGCAGCGGCAACGGGGGAAGCGGCGCUGGGGGGGAAAGGGUCGUCGGAGGCAGCAACGUACGAGCGGAUGCAAACAACACUAUUUCCUCGUCUUCAUCUGGAGAGGAAGACGAGGAACUCCUGGUGGAGCGAAUGAAGCAGCAGACUCUAUCUCCCCUUUCCCCGCUGUCUCCGGUGGCUGUGGAGCGAGGGAGCGGAAGCGGGCCGAAGGGCGGCGCGAUGGAACUCGGCGGGGCCCACCACUUCGUAUCCGUGUCAACCAACAGCUCGGUGUCGUCCACCAACAGUUACGAGCGGAUGCCGCGGGAAAAUAGUUCACCGGGAGGCCGCAUGCUUGUGGCUACACCCAUCGAGAUUUGCGUCUGAGCACCUUUCGACAUUCUCUACGUUGAUCUCGUCUCACCUGUGUGCUCUUCUUCUUCUUCUUCUUCUUCUACCACUCAUCCAAACACGAAGAGUAGAUGUGCAUGCACGGCGAAAGACACACUGGCGGAAGCACACGAUGGAAGCGGACGAGUCCUGGGUGGGAAAAUAAAAUCAAUAUAAGAGAAGAAGACCAAAAUGUUGUUCCUAAAGCAAUACUUCCAAAAAUGCAAAAAAAAAAAAAAAGUUUGGUUGGGGCAUGACAUCAUCAGGGAGGUGAACUAAUGCCCCCCUGUGGACAAAGCUUGAAUUGCUUUGUACUGCGGACUUGUACUAGUUAGUACUUGCUAUGGAGAAACAAGCGAAGAGUGCUUGUGUGUGGAAGAUGCCUCACUCUGUUUCAUAUUUCUUAGCUUAUUGUUAUUGACAUAUUAGCUGAGUUGUUUUUGGAACACAGUCAGGAGGAGUUGCUUUUUCAGUCAGAAUAUUCAGGCUGUACCUCCACCUGAUUGUUAUUGGCUGACCCGGUGUCAUCCUUCCAUCCAUUCAUUCAUUUUCUAUGCCGCUUAUCCUCACUAGGGUCGCGGGUGUGCUGGAGUCUAACCCAGCUUUGUGUGGGCGAAAGGCGGAGUACACCCUGGACUCGUGUUUAACAUAUCUACUUCACUGUUUUCUACUCACGCUUCUGUUGACAAAAAAAAAAAAGCAUUUCUAUUUAGAAUUCAACUGAAAAAAUUCCAAAUGACCUAAUGCAUGACGAGUAGCUCACACAAAAAAUAGAAAAAAAAAUAAUGUUGUGAUGUGGAACUUUUUGACGUAGCACAAUUGCAUUACAUCUGAGAGUGAACGUCAUUAUGAUCUCUUGAGAUAUUUUAGGGCUAAAAAAAAAAAAAAAAAAAAAGAAGUUUCCAUUGAUUGUGUUUUAAUGUAUUUGUAUUAAUGUUGUAUAUUCAUGUCACCACCUUCAGGAACCUGGGGGGGUGGGGAAGCAAAGCAUGACUCCAUGAGAGCUACCGAGGUUGGGAAUUCAGCGAUUUUAGGAGCUUCUAGGCAUGGAAGUGUUUUUUAAAACAGCAAAAAAAGUCAUCUUUUCAUAAACAGGAAUAAUGUGAA